This is a messenger RNA of Liolophura sinensis, 4521 nucleotides long. RefSeq lists its product as uncharacterized. Lineage: Eukaryota; Metazoa; Mollusca; Polyplacophora; Chitonida; Chitonidae. The transcript has 18 exons. The record is from RefSeq and is a predicted model, not a curated record. Gene Ontology annotation, molecular function: protein binding. Bases 174 to 2753 code for a protein of 859 amino acids.
AGAAUUUAAUUUACAUUUUCACGCUUGUUUCUAUAUUUAGAAUAAGGUGUCGCCGUGGUCCUUGAAGUUUGUUCAAAUGCACGCCAAAUCUUUAAUGAUGCAGAACAUAAUGGAACGAUGUUGUGAAGGACUGUGAUGUUGUGAAGGACUGUGAUGUAUGGGAAGGUGAGACCAUGUCUGCAUUCAUCUCCAGACUGCACAAGCUGUCUCCAAAGAAAAGCAAAGAGCGACUGUUCCUACAGGAGAAAUCAGAUGAUGGUAACAAUUCACACAAGGCUGUAGGACGGUUGAGCAACUCAGCGUCAUGCACACUUCCAGUGAAGAGUUCCAGUGUCAGUGACAGCCCUCGUCACUCCUCUGAUAACACCCGGCAUGCGCUUACUGACGGAGAAGAAGAUCCUUCGGAGAACAAGUCAGUGAGGCGGUUAUCUGAACGGUCAGGAAAGCCGCCGAUAAAAGCCAAGCCGCGUCGUCCUCUUAGAUCGAUCAGUUCUGACAAAGGACAUAGUGCCGAUGUGUCACUCAGCGACAGCGGCUCAGUGUCAUCGCUGCCAUCUGUUCGCAGCUUGUCACAGCGGUAUAUGCCAGGGCGGCGCUUCUCCGAAACCAGCACAGACAGCGAUGUGUUUGAUACACCCAGUCCAACAUUACGACGUGGCACUCUUGACAAAGAUGGAGAAGCAACUGGUCAUCGGGGUUCAGACCUGCAAGAAAUGAGGAACGUAGGGUCAGUGGAUAGCGCAUUGACAAGCAGAAAUUGGAGGUUCAAACCAACAGAGUAUUGGAGCACGGAGGACGUCGUCGAGUGGAGCAAGGGAUUGGGCAUAAACAAACUGCCAAAGAUCUUCCACAAUGCUGGUAUAACAGGAUCUCAUCUCUCAAAUAUUACAGAUGAAAUUCUAGUUGAACUGGGUUUGCGUAGCAUUGUGGACAGAAGGAAGUUUCUGGCAGAAGUGAAAAACGUCACAAAUCGCGAAAUGUCAUCUCUUUGGUCCAUCAAAGUACAACAAGUUUCGAUGAAGAGACGAAACCUGGAGAGGUCCACUGAGCAGCUUCACGCCAAUCUGGAAAAUCUUCAGAAACUGAACGAGGAGCAGGAGAAAAAGAUUAGUUCAUCUUUGCAUGAAAUACAACAGGAGCAGUUGGAGACUAAAGAACUCCUGUCAAGGGAGAUAAUAGAUCAGUCUGAUCCUUCGUACGGGACUGACACAAACAAGCCGCUUUCUGAUUGGUCCACUGAAGACGUUGUGAGGUGGCUAGACAACAACAACCUGGGGCAUUUUAUUAAAGUCUUCCAAGAAAAUGGAAUUGCUGGGAAGGACUUAAACGAUGAUAAUCUGAACUUUUUAGAUCAUCUGGAGGGGUUUGACACAGAGGCCCGGGAAGCUCUUCUCUCCACUAUUUAUAGACUCCAGAACCCUGAGCCAAUCAGCAGCCAGGAGAAUGACCUGGAGAAAAUACAGACCGAUGCUGACCGUCAGAAAUACAUCGCAGCCCUCCAGGUGGCUGCACUGGAGCAGAGUUUUAGUGGGAGUUUGAUGAGUGGGUCCACAGGAACGCUGAAUAGUUCGUUUACAGGUUCAACCAGCACGCUGUUCGUGGGGAAUCUGGGGUCGGCCGGUCAGAUGGAUGGAUCCACAGACACGCUGGCAUCAUCUCAGCCUGAGGAGUCCUCACCCAGUCUGACAGAGCAGCCAAAACAUGCCAUACAGCGGUCUUCCCCACGGAGAACCAACAUCUACCGCAAAAACCACUGUGUGCAGGACACCCCUCCACCCAGACCCAAAUCAGCUCCUGUUUCGAGGGAAACCAGUGCCAAAUGGACGCAGCCUUUUUCAACGUCCAGUUUGUUCACUAUGCUGGAUACCAGCAAACCAGUUACAGUGUUGUGUGUCAAAGUAGCCAUAUUAAAUGAGCAGUUGGGCUUUAAGGUCAAGGUCACAGAGAGAGGAAAGGUGAAGGUGGUUCAGACGGAUAAGAAUGCAAUACCACUACGGAAAGGGGAUUGGAUUUUGGAGGCGUGUGGUACAUUGAUGGGUACCAUAGAAACAGAAGAAGACUUUCUAUUGGCUGUGAAAUGUAAACCAGUGGUUGACAUGGUGAUCAUGAGGGAGGAGCCAGAGAAACCUGGGACAAGUAAGUCACUUGGAGCGAAUGCGGAUGAUAUUGUGAAAUUAAAAAACAAGCUGACACAGUCUGAGAACCAGUGGACGGAGCUGCGCCACGUUCUGGAGGAGCUACGGGACAUGGACGUUGGGUCGGAGCAGUAUGUCAAACUCUUCCCCAUGGCCAAGAUGGAGUCUGUCAAGGAAACCUACAAGCUGGAAGAGCAGCUUCAGCAGUUACAAACUACCCUGACAAAUCAGGUGACGAGGGCUAAUUCUCUGGACCGUGAGCUGGAGACAAAGGACCAGGCGUUGAAGCACGCAGAAGAAGAACGAGACAGAGCUGUGUCCAAGCUUCAUCAGUUGAUUAGUAUCAUUGACACAGAUCACAAGGGUGUGAGGUAUGAAGAUAUGGAUGAUUCGGUACCUCUGUGGGAAAACCUGCGAAAAGCUGAAAAGGAGGACGUGUUGCAGGCGCUGAAGGACACAAUCCUCGAGUCCACGCGUCAAAAAGCGUACCUGGACCACCUGCUGGGUGUGGUCAUUGACCAGGCUCCUUACCUGCUAGAGGAGCUGGAAGACAUGGAGGUUCCUGAGGAGGGGUCACAGCUUGUUGUCACCAGAAAUAUUCCUGAGGAAUGGUGUUGAGGCUCUGGUGAGGGGUGUUCACAAGAGUCAGUUUACCUGCUGAGGUAUGAAAUGUAUCUAAAGAUUUAAUGCCAGUCUCUAUGAAAAAGUAUUUGUCAGGUGUGACCUGAACAACCCACCAAAAGUGGAACUUUCGAAGUCUUUUAUUGAUUUUUUAAUACAAAGGUGUUUUCGUCUUUUUUUAUGUGUAAAUUUUUCUCUUCAGCCAUGAGUGCAUCAAACUGAGUGGUCUUCACUGUUUAUAUGACACGGUUUAUGUCAGUAGAUUUAGGUCACAGGAUAUGAGUACCAAUAGAUUAAAGAGUAGUUUCUAUGGCAACGACGGUGUUUCUAAAAUCUACUAUAAAGUUUUCCAUUGUUACAAUGGAUAAACAUUUUUCCUCUUUCUGUUCAUUAAAUCCUAGUAGCAAAAGUAUAUUAAGCAGGUCCAUGUUAGAAAAGUCUUCCUGCCAAUUAAAACAUUGAGGUAAUAAUUUUCUACUGGAACUAGGUCUUCCCAGCUUAAGUAACUUUCUCAGAUGUGAGAUGAUCCGGAUUCAUGGUGACGGGGCUCUAGAGUAGGGUCUUCAGGGAAAGACAGGGAUAUUUUUUAAAAUGUUACUACAACAUGUGAUUAUUGACAAACUUAGGAUUAUAGGAUAUGUUUGUUAAAAGUAUGUUUAAGAAAAGAAUGGCAAUGACCAAAAUGAUAUGUGGUUGUGUAUGAUUCGUUGUAUAUUUUCUGAUCAAAAGAGAAGGCGGACAUAUAUAGCGAGCAUUUAUAGCAAAUGGUGCUACCCUAAUGGCUUCAGAAGCGUUGUGAUGUCAGGCACAGAUUUGUUAAUGGUAUUUACUACUUGUUGAAUGACCAAGACGUUAUUGUAGUCGUUGAUGUGCAUUUAAGGGGUUUAAUUGCUUAACAAGAAAAGGGUACUAAGGGCCUUAUUCUGACAUGGCUUUGUGUUUGUUGUCCUUGUGGUUACAUGCAGAUUUGAUAGUACCUGUGGAAUUUCUAUAAUACCAUGUUCUAUUUGGUAUUCCUCUUCCGUCGUUGGUUUUUUUUCCAUUUAAAAACUUCCAGAGCAAUCUUCCAGAUUAUGCCUAUAAUUCUCAGGUACAUAUACUAAUGACAACAGUAAACAUAACCAUAGUAACACUUAAUAGUAUGCUUUAUAUGCAUAUUUCUCAGGUGUUAAUAAAAAUAAUAACCAUCGUAGUAUACUAACUAUAUUUAUUCAGUUAAUAAGUGACUCGUACCGUGUUAGACAGGAGCUGCAAUUUUUACCUGAGCUGAUGCAGCAGUAUUGCUCCAGCAUGGCUGUAAAAGUAGGUUAUAUGUGAUUAGAUAGGAGCAAUAUUUACCUGAGCUGAUGUAGUGGUACUGCUCCAACAUGGCUGUCAAAUUAGACCAUGCCUUGUUAGAUAGGAGCAAUAUUUACCUGAGCUGAUGUAGUGGUACUGCUCCAACAUGGCUGUCAAAUUGGGUCAUGCCUUGUUAGAUAGGAGCAAUAUUUACCUGAGCUGAUGUAGUGGCACUGCUCCAACAUGGCUGUCAAAUUGGGUCAUGCCUUGUUAGAUAGAAGCAAUAUUUACCUGAGCUGAUGUAGUGGUACUGCUCCAACAUGGCUGUCAAAUUGGGCCAUACCUUGUUAGAUAAGAGCAAUAUUUACCUGAGCUGAUGUAGUGGUACUGCUCCAACAUGGCUGUCAAAUUAGACCAUACCUUGUUAGAUAGGAGCAAUAUUUACCUGAGCUGAUGUGGUGGUACUGCUCCAACAUGGCUGUCAAAU